Messenger RNA from Arabidopsis thaliana (thale cress), 2599 nucleotides. Its product is annotated as Heat shock protein HSP20/alpha crystallin family. NCBI's taxonomy places the organism in Eukaryota, Viridiplantae, Streptophyta, Magnoliopsida, Brassicales, Brassicaceae. The coding region runs from base 110 to 613 and encodes 167 amino acids. The record is from RefSeq and is marked reviewed. The transcript has 5 exons.
CCCAGGCCUACUUCCCAUGCCCAUAAAGUUCCCGAAGCCACUAAAUGCUAAAACUUGCUACAAAUGCAAAAACCCUUAAGCACUGAGAAAGCUUGAAUCUUUGUUGGCAAUGGCCGUUCCUCUUCCUGCUCGUCCUCAAUCUCCCGAAGGUUUUUACGCAAUCAACAACCAGUUUCAGACGAAUGGGCCAAAAGGGUUCUCUGAGCUCAAGAUUCUAGCGAACGGAGACAUGUUCGUGAGGAUGGAUUUGCCUGGAGUUCCUGAUGAAGGCGGCAUGAGUGUUUAUCAUAACCGGUCGGAGGAAUCUGUAGUUGUUUACGCCAAAGCACCCAAGAUUCACACACACGACUCCACCGAACGUCGUUACCUAACGAUGACUGGAAUUGGCUGCAGCUGCUGUGCGAUCUCAAGCAUGACCACUCACAUGUCCGACGGUGUUUUUAGACUUACCCUCUCCAAGACUCGCAUCGAUCCAAAUCGCUCUUCUUGCAUCGUUCUUGGUUGCUCAGGUUUCCGUGAAGAUCUCCGUGGCACCGAUCCAAAUGGUAUUCUCCUGUACAACUCUCUUGUCCUAGUAAUUAUAUUUAGUACUGAGAUUGGGUGUUUAAAAUGAGAGUAUUUGUACUUGCGUUCCCACAAUCGACUAUGGCCUAUGAGUCGAAGCAGCUCCCAAACGGCAAACUAUUCGUGCGUGCAGACAUGCCUGGUGUUCCCAAAGAAAACUUCACUGUCUCUGUCACGAAUGGGCGAGUCAAGGUGACUGGUGAAGCUCCUGCUCUGAGCCAUGACUCAAGUGGCCGUUUCUACUCUGGUGACGGCGCUAUGCUCUCCACUCCUGUUGACAUUCCCAGCCGUAGGAUCAAGACCAUCGCCAAGGACGGUGUCAUUCGUCUCCUUAUCCCUCCAUUUUGAUGAUGAUUUCAUGAUGAAACUUUGUCUUUCUAGUAUGGUGGACCCUUUCUCUGGGAUGGUGUCGUUUGUUUUGUGGAUCGUGUCGUUUUAUGUUUUAUCAGUACUUAUUUUGGGAUUAUGUCUCUACGACGCAACUUAUUUUGGUAAUGUUUCAAAGACGCAAUUUAUUUUGAUAUGUUUCAACUUUUCGGCUAGUUUGUUAUCAUUUUCCGAAGUCUGUUGAAUUGCAAACAGUUUUACAAAACUUUUGCUAUGAGUAUCAAAUUUAAGGCCACAUAACUCUUUGAGCAUGACGCAAUGACAAAUGAUUUCCACCAUCAAACUCAAUACACAUCCUUUCCACUUUUCUAUCUGUUGAAACAUCUCUACAGAUAUAUUCAAUUACAUACUCUUCUUCUGAUGACAAUACGUUGCAGUGCCUGUUAUAGUUAGAACCAAUGGGAUUAUCAGCUACCAACCCAAUGUUGAAACAAGUAAAUUGUACUCACAAAGUUCAAACUUUCAGGGUCUAAAAGCUACCAUCAAACUAACAGACAACCAUGCUUCACUAAACUUUAGAACAUGCUAAAGGAUAGGACCUGAUAAACUAUUGAUUCCUAGAUCCCCAAAUGGCCAAAUAUCUAUCAAACUCCAACCUAUGUACAUGGUUCUAUCAGCACUAAUACAGUACAAGCAUCGAGUAGCGUUAAUAAACCAAUACUUGGGAUAUGAAUCAAGUAACAGUUAACUACUAACUUGUACAAACCCAAUGCAAAUAACGUAUGAUUUCAUCAGUAAGUGUGAAACCAGAGCCACCAAUAUAAUCCCAAAACUCACCUCCGGGAAAAACCACCGGCUCUCUGGCUCUGUUUCAUGAAAAGGGCUCUCUCUCUUUCCUUCUCAACCCUCUCCCUCUUCAACCUUUCUUCCCUCAACUCCUUUAAGCUCUUCUUCCCACUCAUCUUCUUCUUCUUAGCUUCAUAACCACCACAUCCACCAUCAUCAUCCUCACCUCGAACACUAUCAUUUUCAUCGUUACGUUUCUCAAGGUACCAAGGACGCUUCACACCUUUACCAGCAACUCCAUAUCCCAAUCUAUACUUCUCCUCAUCAGGAUCACCAGCUCUCGCAGCAGCAUCUUUCGCAGAGGCUCUCGCCGUUGCAGCCGCUUCUUUCCUCAUCUUCUUCCUUCUCUGAUCUUCCUCAUCCGCAGGCUUAUCAUUCUUCUUGAUCUCAAUCGGAUCAAAAAUCCUAAUCCCUUCGAACAGAUUAAUAUGACCCGUCUUAGGCUCCUCCGAUUCAACACUCUCCACAACAACAGCAGUCGAUUUAACAACAGCCGCCGCCACCACCGCUUCAUCCUUACCCUUCUCUGCCUCCGGAGACGCUCGUUUGAGAGGCGCCAAGCCACGGACGUUACGAAGCACUUCGAGACGAGAUUCAGCAUCUCGUUUUCUAGCUUCCUCGCGUUUGAUCUGCUCUUCUCUAGCGGCAGCUUCUUCCUCCUUUCGGACUUUUUCUCGAUUGUCGAAGUUGUAAACGUUCCACCUCUUCUGUGGAAGAAUAUUCAAACCACCGUGACCUCCCAUGGCUUAAUCUUACCAAACAAAAUUAGGGUUUUCAAACGAUGAGAUUGAAUCGAACCAGGAGAUGGAUGAGAGAACUUCGAAGCGAAUUGGAAAAUAAAAACUUGAUCGGAAUAAAAUUG